AUGGGUGCGGUGCUAUCAAAGAAGAACAGAAGGAAAAGUGGUGCCGUGGUGCAGGAGGUGAAGGUGGUGGAGUCGUCCAUGGUGGCACCCAGCGAGCAGACGCCUCGGCAGGGUCUGUGGCUCUCCCCGCUCGACCUCAUGCUUGUCAACCGAGGCCACACCCCCACCGUCUACUUCUACCGCUCCGAGUCCGGCGACUUCUUCGACGUGGCCAGGCUCAAGGCGGCGAUGGCCAAGGCUCUGGUGGCCUUUUACCCUCUGGCCGGCCGUCUCGGCGUGGGCGGCCGAGGAGACGGCAGGCCGGUGAUCGACUGCGCCGGCCAGGGCGCGCUCUUCGUCGUCGCGUGCUCGGACCUCACCGUCGACGACUUCAGCGGCUUCAAGCCGUCGCCGGAGCUAAGGAGGCUAUUUGUUCCGCGCGUCGACGAUUACUCGCCUCCCGUCAUGUGCGCCGUCCAGGUCACCUUCUUGAAGUGCGGCGGGGUGGCAUUGGGGACGGCGCUGCACCACAUCGCCGCCGACGCCAUCAGCGCGUUCCACUUCUUCCAGACGUGGUCCGCCUUCUCCCGGGACGGCGACGCGGCGGCGGCGGCGCUAGAGCCCCCGCUCCACGACCGCACCCUCCUCCGCGCGCGCUCCCCGCCCGUCGUCCACCCGGACGCGCUCACCGUCUUCUGCCCCAAGCUGAACCUGUCCACCGAGCCGUCGGCGGGGCCCGUCGUCAGCGAGGCUUUCGACAUCUCCAAGGACCUGGUCGCCGCUCUCAAGAGUGCGUGCGUCAGCGGCGACGGCGGGCGCAUCAGCACGUUCUGCGCCGUGAGCGCCCACGUGUGGCGGUGCGUGUGCGUGGCCCGCCGGCUGCCGCCGGAAGCCACGACCCGCCUCACCUUCCCGGCCAGCGUCCGGCGCAGCCUGAGGCCGCCGCUCGCGGCCGGCUACUUCGGCAAUGGGAUCAUCUGGCUGGGCGCCGACGGCCAGGUGCGGGACGUCGCCUCAUCGGAGGGCCUGGCCUCCGCGGCCGGCCGGAUCAGGGGCGCCGUCCGCCGGAUGGACGACGAGCUGGUGCGCUCGGCGAUCGACUACUUCGAGCUGACGGAGACGGACAGCAGGCCAGCGCCGGGCCGCAUGGCGGAGACGGAGCUGAGGGUGAUCAGCUGGCUGGGCAUGCCGGUGUACGCCGCGGACUUCGGGUGGGGGAAGCAGCUGGCGAUGCUGCGCGCCGAGACGGAGCGCGCCGGGUUCGUCUACCUGAUGGAGGGCGGGCAGGGCGCCGGCAGCGUGCGCGUCGUCAUCUGUACGGAGGCUGCAAUCCUCGACGACUUCCAGCGCCAGCUAUAUGCCAAGUUCUAG
Hordeum vulgare subsp. vulgare (domesticated barley) is the source of this 1350-nucleotide messenger RNA. Its product is annotated as putrescine hydroxycinnamoyltransferase 1-like. NCBI's taxonomy places the organism in Eukaryota, Viridiplantae, Streptophyta, Magnoliopsida, Poales, Poaceae. Gene Ontology annotation, molecular function: acyltransferase activity, transferring groups other than amino-acyl groups. The record is from RefSeq and is a predicted model, not a curated record. The coding region runs from base 1 to 1350 and encodes 449 amino acids. The transcript has a single exon.